AUGACAGCAUUAUCACAAUUACUUGGACGUAAUCAUAUUUAUUCAACAACAGAUCACCCACAGACAAAUGGUAUGGUUGAGAGACUCAAUGCAACAUUCGUUCCGCAAUUAGCCAAACUUCAAGAUCAAGAAUCAAACAAUUGGGACGAAUUCCUCCCUGCUGUUGUAUUUGCAUAUAACACCGGUCAAAUCAUUAUUUUAACACGGCGCACGAACUUUUUCCUCAACCUAAUACCAUCUACACAACAUCAGCAACAGCGACAAUCACUUACAGAAGAACAACGGAUACAACGCAAUCGACUUAAUAGUCGACGACGUCGCGACGGACAUUUUAGACGGUCGGUAGUCCCUACAAUGACGGAAAAUCAAGCGUUUGCGAGACAUGCAAAAAACACACUUCAUGCUUGCCGUGAAAUAAAAAUUAUUCUCAUGGUUUAUAUUGCAACUUAUUCGAAAGGAAAAAAGCCCCGUUUAUCAGUUCGACCACCACUACAAAAUAUAUUGCGACAUGCCAUCAGUUUUAUUCGACAGCACCUUUGUGCUUACUCCUGUUAUGCAGCAAGUGGGGUUACUGUUGUACCGAUUUUUGUUGCUUUGUCAUUAAUUCCAGCUUAUACACCACCCUAUGGACAAGAUUUGCCAAUUGCAUCCAGAAGUUUACCGUCUUGCAUUCUAUUUAGUCGUACGGAUUUUAAUAAUUAUUAUAACGCUAGUUUAUAUGCGAACAAUGAUUAUAAUCAUGAUUAUUUAGGAGAACAGAUAGCGAACCGAUCAGGUGUCAGGCGCAGUCAGAUACACGUAACAAAUAUAACAACGUCAUUAAUAGGUUUUCUCGAAACGUCUGUUGCUGAUUGUUUUGCUGUUAAAUGUCGAGAAGCGAAAUUAAAUGCAAUACAACGGAAUGUUACUAGCGUCUUGCCAUAUAUAUUUCAACUUACAUAUACUGAUUCAAAUGGAACAUUAAUCGAUGACAGACUACCGACGUUAUAUGCCUCGAAUGCAACAAGUGGAUCAUGUUCUGAAUUAACAAUUUCAGAUGCUUGUGUAUCAGCGCCGUGUCUUAAUAAUGGCACUUGUCGUCUAAAUGAUGAAUCAUCUUAUUUCUGUUUCUGUUUAUCUAAUUAUUCGGGCGUUAGUUGUGAAAUCUCAAGCCCAGGGCGAGAUACAACUGCAUUAGAUCUUAUACUUAAUGGCACGGUGACAGAUUAUGAUAGAACAGCUUAUAUCGUUAUACAACGUAAUACAAACUGGACGAAUAUGCUUGAUGUUGUGGAUGUCACUGGAAGUAUGGAUCCUUACGAUGCAUCAGUUUAUCUUUGGUUAAGACUAACACAAUUGACAAGUCGAACACAAUACUAUGUUUUCUUUAAUGAUGGUAACGAUAAAAGUGACUCAGAAAAAGUUAUUGGCUCAACGGGCGGACUAUAUGGUGUCCAGGCAAGAGAUCCUAUCGCUGUUUUACAAACAAUGAAAACAGCAAUAAGAAAUGGAAAUGGAGGUGAUGCAUCUGAAAAUGAUAUUGAAGCGAUUAUUCGCGGUCAACGCGACUGUUCGACGUGCACGACGCUUGUCCAUGUCGCUGAUAAUAAGGCAACACCGAGAGAUUUAAUACUUUUAUCUCAAGUAACUCUGCCCGUGAAAGUGAUCGCUUGUGGUGCAACUGACAGAACCGACAUUAAUCCAGCAUUGAUUUAUAUUGCCGAGACAACUCACGGUUCGAUACAUACGAUAACGGAAGAUAUUACAUCACUAGCUGGAGCGUUUUCGCUUGACCAAAUAGUUGUUGUUGGUUCAACGACUUAUAUUCUUCGAGCAGAUGGUUUUCAUAGACUCUAA
This is a messenger RNA of Didymodactylos carnosus, 1836 nucleotides long. The record is from the annotation of a GenBank genome assembly. NCBI's taxonomy places the organism in Eukaryota, Metazoa, Rotifera, Eurotatoria, Philodinida, Philodinidae.